GCACCACCACCAGGCCAAGCGAGUAACCCGAAAGGACCGAAAGCCGGAGAAGGGGCCCCGCGCCGCCGAAUGUCAGCUGCCUGUCUUUUCGCCUUUGGACGGAAAUCCGGCAGCCAACCAAGGACGCUUAUUAUUGUUCGAGUAGUAGUUUACAUUAGAGCCCUGCAACCCGAUUUUCCGGCCUGUUUUCCUCCACGGCGUUCCGCAUCUCGGCUUCCCCGCCCACGACGACCUUCUUGUGCUCCGGGGCGGCGCCCCAACCAGUUCCCAAUGCUCCCCUCUCCCCAGCAAUUGCUGCAUGAUGGCCACCAUCGAGCCAUGGCUCACAAACCUCCUCAACAAGCCGAAGAGCCCUGACCUUCCACCGAUACAUCCCAUCCCCUCCGGCGCCGCUCCGAGCCAGCCGAUUUCCCUUCCCCCCCUCGGCUCCGACUUCCCCGGCAGCCACAGGACCGAGAGGCCAGCGUCGACUCAGGUUGCCCCGCCCAGUGCUGGCGACGAUGCCGACCACGUCAAGCCAAAUGCUAGACAGGACGACACCUUUGGUCUGCACACUGCCUCCAUCAGACCCCUCCAACUCCUGCUCCAGGAGCCCGAGCCGUCACCCUUCGCCAUUCCGCUGCGAAAGCUUGUCGACGAUGUGCCGGCAAGCCCCGAAGACGCCUCCUCGACUAAGAAACGACAUAGGGCGCUUACCGCCAAGGAGGACUUCGUCCAGCUACCGAAGCUGCCCAAGAAGCAGAAAUCUGCCCAGCAGGUGGUGCCCCCAAUCAUCGCCGGUCUCCACGAACCCCCGCCUGAUGCCGCCGUCUUCCCACCCAUCACGUCGGCGUCCUUCGACGACAAUGAGAAUUUCACCCUGGGGGCAUGGAAGGAGGUAGGCAACGCCGCGCAUGAGGACCGCCCGGUCCUAUUCCCGACUGCCGAGGGAGAGCCAACCAACCCCCCGAAGCCAAAGAGGCGUCCCAUGAAGCCGAGAAGAAAGUGGACGGAGGAAGAGACCAAUAAUCUCUUGCUGGGGGUGAGUCGCCAUGGAGUGGGCAGAUGGACGACAAUCCUCGAGGACCCCGAGUUCCACUUCAACGGCCGGACCGCCGGCGACCUGAAAGAUCGUUUCAGGACGUGCUGCCCCGAGGAGCUACGGCGAAGUGCGGACGACGAGCCACCGGCAGCCAACGGAGAGUCCGCUCCGCCGCCGGCGGCGACAGCAGCAGCAGCAGCAGAAGGAGCGGCUAGGCACAAGUUAGGUAUCCAGCUGGAGGACAUUCUUCAGCCGACCGGGGAUACGGGUGGUGACAAUGAUGGUGCCUCACCGGCCAACGCUCCGGAUCCUGACGCGGCGCCUAAGAAGAGGAAGCCCCGUGCACACCGCAAGAGGUUGGAGGACCUGGCCGAGUUGGGCAUUCACGGCCCGUUUGAGAAGUCGCAUCGCCGGAAACGCCGGCCUUUUACCAAGCAGGACGACGAAGAGAUCUUGGACGGAUUGAACCAAUACGGCCCGUCGUGGACGAGGAUUCAACGGGACCCCAAAUAUAAUCUUUCUAGCCGGCAGCCGACAGACUUGCGUGACCGGGUUCGGAACAAGUACCCCGAGAUAUACGCGAGCAUCGAAAAGGCCAACUUUGCCAACAGGGAAGCUCCCCGCGGCAAAGCCAACAUCCUUGAGCCGUCGGUCAAUCUGGCGUCGGACAGCUCGCGGACCGCUGCCGUUCUCCCCUCUCUGGACCCCCCGCUGAACCGAUCAGGGUCGCGAGAAGACGUGCGACUGCGACGGACCACCACCCCGGCCGCCCACGAAUCAACCGAGUCUCUGCCCGCUCUAGCCGAUCUCUUCGACAUGACCGAGCCCCACGGCGGCUCUUCUCUCGGAAGCGCACCAGAGAUGGACCUAAGCCACCUCUUGCUUGACGAUCCCCAGGCUGCUGCCGCGGAACGUCGGCUCGGCAAUGGCCGGUAAGACACUAACGCCGGUGGUUGCGAGUGCGCUCUUGUCCCUCGUCAAAGGUUUUCUUUCUUUUUUUCCUUUUUUUAUUAUUUUUUCUUUCUUUCUGGAUUCGACCACUGGGCCAUCUUUCAAUCGUCAUGACCACCGAAUGGGAUUCAGCUACUUUUCCGCUGCCUUUGGGAGGGAAGAACUGCGCAGUGAUGCUUUGUUUAUCGCGGG
Molecule: messenger RNA, 2164 nt
Organism: Thermothelomyces thermophilus ATCC 42464
Lineage: Eukaryota; Fungi; Ascomycota; Sordariomycetes; Sordariales; Chaetomiaceae
Exons: 1
Coding region: 299-1957 (552 amino acids)
Source: RefSeq, a predicted model, not a curated record